AGGUCAUUGCCCCUUGCUUCACAUAAGGUAAAAGUAACUUUCCGUGAUGAACCUGGUGAAGGUACAGGAGUUGCGCGUCAUUUACCCUAACAACUGUCAAACGUUUGCCUGUGUUUGAUAAUGUUAAUGAGAUUGAAAGACAAAAACGCCAGGGAUUCAGCUUCUGUUAGUCCUGCAACGCCAAUUAUGCCUAAAGCUGACGAUUCUGUUACUGCUAGCGGUAACCCCUGCACACAGCACAAGUCCAUUCAUUCUUCCAACUGGUUCAGACACUCAAACACCUCUCUUUUACAAAGCUGCAGCAAUAACCUCUGGAGGAUUUUAUACACCAAUUACUGGUUUAAAUUGUACCACCACUUCAACCACAACAAAUCCUACAUCUAAUAAUAAUGGUGCUGAUGAUCCAUUGUCGAGGUGGAAUGGGAUGAGGUGAAGUAAUUAUGGAUGAAAAUGUUUGGGAUCAUAGUAACAACAAUAAUGUAUUUGGCAGUGGAACAUCUACUACCCAGAGACCCAAUGAUCCUCGUUCAACUGUUCUUCGUUCCAUCUCGGCUAAUUCAACAACACCUCCAAUUUCUGCUAAUGAUUCUGUGACUUUGGGAGGUUCUGGUGCUACAUCAUUACCUUUAGCUGCUCAAUCAAUUGUCGCUGCUGAUAACACUGUUGUAGCAAAUUUGGUGGAUAAUAGUACUUUUCUACAAGUAAUACAAGUACACAAUUAUCUGCUUGUUUCUUGCAAUUAUUUUUUUAUGAAAAUUGGAAACAACAAGGCAAUAAAAUCAAAAGGAGUCACCAACAUACUUGAUUAUAUAUAUAUAAAGAUUUGGAUACAAAGAUUUUGGCGUUUUUAA
Messenger RNA from Meloidogyne enterolobii, 851 nucleotides. Lineage: Eukaryota; Metazoa; Nematoda; Chromadorea; Rhabditida; Meloidogynidae. The record is from the annotation of a GenBank genome assembly.